Molecule: messenger RNA, 3123 nt
Organism: Vespa velutina
Lineage: Eukaryota; Metazoa; Arthropoda; Insecta; Hymenoptera; Vespidae
Product: probable serine/threonine-protein kinase clkA
Exons: 3
Coding region: 893-2140 (415 amino acids)
Source: RefSeq, a predicted model, not a curated record
UUAACGGGUAACGACAAGUUUACUAUUAACUAGUGUCUACUUUCCAUUGUCAUUUUACUUUCUAUGCUACUUCUUAAUGCUACUGCUGUCUAUAUUCUAUUUUUUACAUUCAAAUAUCUAAUACACUCCGUGAAAGAAAGUCAUAGAGUGACGAGGGAAAAAAAAAAAAAAGAAAAAAUCAUCUGAGCCAGUUCUUCCUAUUAAUUCUAACAUAUUGAUUUAGAAAUUGCUUACGAUAAAUGUUAUUUUAUAAUUCAUCGUUCGUUUAGGAUUAAAAUAGUGAUAACAUCGAAGUCACAUAUCGAUUUCCUUUUUUUGUAGUAUCAAAACGUAGUAAAACGCGCCCUAUUCAAAUUGACUUGAUCAAUUUUCAGACAGCAUGCAUUCUUAAAUGGAUACGUGCCUGCAUAUACAUAUACUAGAAAGUAUUCGAAGGAAAAUUAACGAAUGUAUACACGUAUAUUGCGUGGACGAAGUGUAAGCUAUCAGAAAAUACAAAUUUUAUUAUUGUGGAAAAAAAAAGAAAAAAAAAAAAAAAAAGAAAAAAAACAAUUUUUGUAAAAUAUAUAAUGUAACAAAAAAUAUAGUCUAAGAGAAAGGAUAAAUAUGCAGUAACAAGUAUUCCACUGACCUAUUACUAAGAACUUGUAAAAGUGAAGAAUUAAAGCAAGCUAACUCUUACUCUCUAUGCUCUGUAUGGUCAAGACCCAUCCGAUGUCCCAUCAAUAUGUGUUCUUCAAGAUCACUUUUAGCUUUCUAUCAAGGAGGGACAUCUUUCAAGAGGUAUAAAACAGUAAGCAGCAGAUUUGUACAUCAGUGUGUGCAGUUCCUUCUUAGUUAGUAAAGAACUACACUUAUAAAGUUUUUCUUUCAUAAUUAAAUUCUUAUCAAGAUGGCAAGAACAAAAUUUUAUAGAAUAUUUACGUGUUCCAUCCUUAUGGUUCAUACAGCAGCAUCCACUGGCAAUUACUAUUUUAAACCGGAUGACAGAUUUGAACCCAACAAACAUAUUUUCAAUGGAAGAUAUAUACCUGGGGAUAAUAUAAAUCAAAAAAAUAUUAAUAAUUAUGAUACAGAAAAUCAAGAAAGGGAUUAUGCAUUUAAUGGCAGAAUAAAUAAAGCAAAUCUUGAAGUCAGUAAUUUACCUUUUCUUGCUCAAUCGAAUGAUAAUAGAUUGUCAGGACAUAUGGACACAAGUUAUGAAAAUCAUAAUAACAAUUUAAAUUUUAUAAAAGAGGAUUUGCCUUAUCAUUUUCAAAAAUACUCUACUAAUAGUAGUAAUAAAGAGUUUGAUUUUGGAAAAUAUAGAAAUCCCGAUUCAUCUCAAUAUUCAAGUGAUCAUCAUCACAAAGGAUCUUCUUAUACUGAUUUCAUAUCUGGAAGCUAUUCUAAUGGAGUCCCGUCGUCAUUUGCUCCUAUAAGAUAUGAACAAGAUUCUGAUACGUCUAUGGCAGAUGAUACUUACAUCAAUAAUCAUCAACAAUUUUAUGGAAAGCAAAAAGGUAAUAUCUUUAAUAUCAAAGGAAAAUAUAAUUAUGAAGAUGAUGCAUUAAAUAUAUUUUCACCUGACAUAUUUUAUAUGCAAGAAGAUCAUAAGACCAAAGAUCAAAUUCAAGGUUUAAAUCAAAAUCAAAGUCCAUCUUUAGGUGACUUAUCAAGCUCUGUAUCAAAUAAUUAUAAUUCUAACAUACAUGGUAAAAACAUUAAUUUUCAUAAGUUGGAAAGACCAAUUAAUUAUAGAAGAAUCAAAUAUCCUUCUGGAGUAUCUACUUAUCCUUCCAAGAGUAAUUUAAAUUAUGUAAUAAAGGGACAUAAAAAUAAUCAUUUUUCUAAUAGUUAUGCAAAAGAUAAUGGGAAAGCAAUAAUAAUUAAAAUUGGUGGCUCCAGUCUUUAUCCUAGAUAUAUUUAUUCUACAAGAUUUUAUCCUAAUACUAAAGGUGAUGUAAAUAGAGGUUAUAAAAAGAAACGUAAUAAUUUUUUAAAUAGGCCACGUAAUAACCCAGUACCUGUUCAUUCGCCAAAUUUCAGUUAUAAUAAUAAUAACAUUAACAAUAAUUAUGAUGAUUUUGAAUCUUCUGAACUAUAUAAUAGAAAUACCGAAUAUACAGAUAAUAUAAGUACAAAUGCGUUUACUACAUAAAUCUACGUACUCUUAAUCGAAAAAUUGUUAAAUAAAAAAAAAAAAAAAAAAAAAAAAAAAAAAAAACAGAAAAAACAGAAAAAAAAACAUACUUUUUAUACUAUUUAAAAUAAAUUUUUUGUUAAGUAAUUGGAUGUUUAUUAUUUGCUAUCAUUUGUUUAUAGAUUCAUAUUUUCAGUCAUAUCAUUAUACGCACGCAUGUACAUUAAUGUAAACAAGGAGGCGUCCUUGAAAUUUUUGGUUUGGCCAAAAAUGCUUCUUCUUCUUUAUCGCAUUUAAAUUUAAUUGCAUUGGCAGCAUUAUCAAAUAAUUUGUCAUUAUCAUUGUUUAUGUUACUCCUACAAAAUGAUUAAGAUAUAGAAUAUUUUUAUUAUAAAUAUUUUUACUUAAUAAAAUAUAAAAUAAAAAACCUUCAACUUAAAGAGGCAAGUCAUACACGUAAAAUUGUGGAAUUUAUAAUGUCAAAAAAUGUGCAAAAGAAAAAUUUGUAAUGAUUUCAUUAUUUCUCACUCACAAUGAUGCAAUACUGCUGAAUUUUUCUAGUCCUGCAAACACAACCCAAACUUUAUGAAGCAUGUCAUUGUUAUAUCUAAUACUUUUAUAAUUAUUAUACAUUUUAAUAUGUGAUAAUAUAUAAGAUUUACGAUAUUUUUUUUUAAGAUGCAUAUAUAUAUAUAUAUAUAUAUAUUAUUUAAAAAUAUAACAUUUAUACCUUUUUUAUUUUCAUGCGUAGAUUCUAAAGUCAUUGAAGAUGAUAUUGUCAUUGUACUACUUUCUCUAAAAGAAAAAAAAAAAAAAGAAGAAACAAUUUUAUAUGAUCAUUAAUAAUAAAGUUAAUAGUAAAAAUAUAUAAUUUAAGGUGAUAUGAUGUUCAUAAUAUAAUAACAUAUAAUGAAUAAAAAAACAAAUAUUUCAGAGUUUUACAUCAUAUCAACUUGAUAAUUUUUGUUCUAUUAUUGACACACUUGGAAGUUUGAUUUUCA